UUCAUUUGAGCUAAACGCCAAGGUCUACAGCUUGUGUCAACCUGUCAAAGUGUAAUUUGCAACGGACGUCAUGUGAUCAUUAAACCCGUUUAGAAAAGGAAAGAUUACCGUGCAUCUAGGAGAGUGUUUGCGCACACUGGGCAGUGUGCUUGUUAAAGAGGCUCGGCAAUAAGCGUCUGCUAUUGACGUCGAGACAAAAUAUUGUUUGUGGACAUCGGAGUCAAAUUGGUUGAGCUGAAAUGCGCUCAGCACCUUGGAGAGCUCUCGCGCGUAGUGAAUCACUCGGCCACUCAUUCUGAUGCGUACAGAUCAGCAGUGCCACUGUCAAUUUAGUGGAAAUCAAUUUAGUGGAAAUCAAUUUAGUGGAAAUCACGCUAUGACGAAUUUCACUGUGCUGUUUCUGCUGAUGUGUUGUGUUCUAUGUGUGCACUUUCUGUCUGUCGGAGUAGAGGCAAGAUUACCGGACGUUCCGUCGUUGGAAACACGAGACUCACGCAAGCAUAAACAGUUGGGUGUCCCUGUCCAUGAUAGGGGACAGCUUCAGAGGGAAAUAUCUUCCUCAGUUUUGAGAAACAAGUUCAACCGCCUUCCGGGAGUAUGUCAACGUCUACGCAGAAGGAGAAUCACAAUUCUGUGCAAUUCCAACGUGGGCAAGUACUGUUCGGUCAAAGAUGGAGCUCAACAUGGCCAUAUUUGCCGCUGUCCAAGAGCAUCAAAGUGUAAAUACUUCUUUCUGAGGAGUCUGUAGAGUUCAAUCUAGAUUGUCUUUGUCUGUUGUGCUGUUUGUCUCCCGUCAAACUGUUUUGACAACUAAAUAAAUGCACAUUUUCAAGAGAAAAAUAAGGAACACUUUCCCAGUACAUCACAAAUGGUGUCUUUUGACGCAAAUACAAGUCCAAGUUGACUCUGGGAAUCUUCUUUUUCAUAUUUUAUGUUCAACUUGUAUCUCACAUCCCUGAAAAGUUUGCUUAUUUAAGGUAACACUUACCACGCAUCAUUACACAUCAUAACCAUGCCAUAACAGCCUGUCAUAAUAGGGUCAUAAAACUGUCAUGAGACCUUUUUGGUCCUGUUGUGACAUAUUGCAUUACUUUGACUGGUUAUGACACCAACAUAAGUGUCAAAUCCCACAAAAAAAACCUACCACGGUAGUUACUUUAUGGCUGGUUAUGACACCUACAUAAGUUUCAAAACCCACAAAACAUACCAUUACACCAUAGCCUACUUGUCAACAGUAUGUUUAGAACAUUUUCUGAAAUUUACCAUAUUAAAUAAUCAUUGUAAUUGCACACACAUUGAUGUCAGACAUGCACCUACCCCAAUGCUCUGUUGCUGAUGCUGGGAUGAAUGCAGGAGCAGAUAUCAGGAGCAGGACAAGACACUUUUUUUUGGACUGAUGAUUGACAUAAGGGCAUGUACGUGAGAGGCCAAUCUGGCUUACAGCGGUGGUAAGAACUUUAAAGUAUUUUUACUUAAGUACCACGUAAGCUGUUUUUCUUUUUUGGGGGGGGGGUCUGUAAAUUACUAGUUCUACUUUCACUCCACUACAUUCCUAAAGAAAGUAUGUACUUUUUACUCCCAUACAUUUGACCGGACACCAAAAAGUAGUCAUUACAUUUUGAAUGCUCAGGCAGGAGAGACUUAUGAUCCAAUUCACACACACACACCUAUCAAUAUAACACAUACCUGCAGCCUCUGAUCUGGCGGACUCACGAAACACAAAUACUACAUUCGUAAAUGGGUGUUGAAAUGUGACGGUCUGUCACAUAAAAAGGGAGGGAUUGUGCCAUUAGCGUAAUAUGAGGAAUCUGAUGUAUAGCUUUUACUUUAUAUAUUUUCUUAGUCCAAGUAAAGUCACACAGGAUGGUCAUAAUGCUUCAAGACAGUGUCAUAAAGUGUAUUAUCUGCAAGUUAUGUCAUAUGGAAGAAAAAAAACACGACUAAAGAAUUCAUUACAACGAAAACAAAGGACUUAAGAAACAAACGAAAUAAAUUCUUGGCGGGGAAAGAAAAACAUUUGAAUAAAUGUGGGUUGACACGUGUCAUAACCAGCCAUGCAAUAUGUCAGGCGUAAAUGUAUGCGUCAGGACAGUGUUAUGACCAUAUAACAGAUAUCAACUGUUAUGACCAUGUCAUGGCCCUGGGUGUGAAGUGUUACCCUAUUUAAUUACAACAAAAACACAGAUUAACUGUUGUCCGAUUUUCCAUUUAUUCUUGCAGAAUUCUCAACUCUUUGAGAGCUGCUGAGGCUGGAAAACACAUGUCACAUAAUUCCUAAAAAUACAUUAUUUACAGUUGAAAUGUAAAACCUGGAUAAAAUCAUGAAAAUACUGGCAAUCACUGAGCUCAGAGACCAAUGUUACUAGGAGCCUACUAGGGGAGUCGAAAAAAGUGAAUCUCCAUCAGCGGAAAUGCAACUAAGUUUUUAAAUGAAUGAAAACAGAAAGAAAUAUGUGCAGUGUGUUUGUGUGUAUUGGAUAAUGCUAUACUCUUAUGAAAAAGUAGUCAAAGGUCAGUGUUUGUGUUUAGAACCAUGCCUGGAAUCUCCAAACACACAAGAUUUCACCUUUCACAACCUAGUGAUUAUAGACUUUUGGCAGAACACCAAUACUGAAUCUUGGAAACAUGAAUCCCAUGGAGUUGAAAAACAGCACUGCAGCAUGAAACUCAUACAACAGUACACAGUAACACUCAUCCCCCUAUAAGACAGAUUCUAGAUCCACUUGAGUCACAGACCUCGUUAUUAGGCCAUGUUUCCAAGUCAGACAGGGCAUUUGACACUAGAUGAGAUUAUUGGUUCUCUCAGAGAACAGAAACAUGUGCCAGAAACAUCUCUGGCAUUUGUCAGACAAUUCUGUAUAUUCAACACAGGUUUCAGUCCACUUUAUAACCCCCCCCCCCCCACCCAAAAAGACAUCAAAGAAAUGUAUGUGGCUUGAACUAAUCCAUCAGUUGUCUGCUACUUAGAAUGCAGUCAGUUCCCGUUCAUCACUUUGUCCAGAUCAAAGUACUGCAAGUUGCCUGCUCAGAAGAGCCAUUCAUUCCAUCGACAAAACGCCAGACACUGUUCACUGUCAAUCUUUGUGCUUUGGCGGGUUAAAAUUAGAGCUGGAGUUUCACUGUCAAUCUUGAUUUUAUAAGCUUGUUACUGUCAGGCCUAAUUUCAACAACAACCCCCCCCC
Oncorhynchus kisutch (coho salmon) is the source of this 3182-nucleotide messenger RNA. Its product is annotated as cocaine- and amphetamine-regulated transcript protein. The transcript has 3 exons. Bases 299 to 748 code for a protein of 149 amino acids. The record is from RefSeq and is a predicted model, not a curated record. Gene Ontology annotation, biological process: G protein-coupled receptor signaling pathway; negative regulation of appetite; positive regulation of MAPK cascade. Gene Ontology annotation, molecular function: neuropeptide hormone activity. NCBI's taxonomy places the organism in Eukaryota, Metazoa, Chordata, Actinopteri, Salmoniformes, Salmonidae.